AAAACGUCCACUGACUUCAGAUUAGACAGGACGGGAUGACCGCGAAGGUCGCUGACGAAGUUUCCGCAUCUCUGCGCAGGACUGUAGACAGUAAAGAUGUUUGCGCCAGCGCAGAAUCGGCGCUUAUUUUUAAGGAUGAGCCUGUAGAGGAAGAUGAAGGGAGACAUGUUCAGAGAGGAGGCGGUGACCAUCUGUUGGAGACCAGGGACGCACCUGAGCUGCAGCUCCAGGCCGACUUGACACUCUUUACGACAACUUUACGCACGCACCCCGUGGCGUUCACCUGUAAGUUCUUGGUGGACUCCAGGAGUGCGAGAGGAGCGUGGAGGACAGGAGACGUCAUCAACGUGGUCAGCGCGGACAUCCCCGCCCCGGGACCCGCAGCAUCGCCCGACAUUUACGCAGGAGGAGGAGACGCAGUGGACGGCGCCAUGGCUCACGGCCAGCCCGACAUCAGCCACAUGUACGCGCCCACUCACCCCCACGCGGUUCCAUCCUACUCGUGCAGCGGGGAUGUGUACCAGGAGCAGCCGGCGGGGGGGUACCUGACCACCUCCACCUGCGCCGUGUCCUACCAUCCACCUCAGGGCUACAACUCCGCGCCCAAACCGGCCGUGGACAGCACCGCGCUGCUCUCCAUCAUGCCUGAGUACGGAGGCUUCUACCAGCAGAGCUGCCAGCGGGAGCUCCAGACGGCUUUCCCGGAGAGGAAGGCCCUCCCGUACAGCCUGGACCCCCUCCGGGUGGCCCCGCCUCUCACGCCCCUCAACACCAUCAGGAACUUCACGCUCGGCGCGCCAUCAACGGCCGCUGAAGGUCCGAUGGCCGCCGCUUUCCCCAACCACCAGAACCUUCCCCUCAGGCCCAUCCUAAGACCCAGGAAGUAUCCGAACCGACCGAGCAAGACUCCGGUCCAUCAGAGACCGUAUCCGUGCCCAGCGGAGAGCUGCGACCGCCGGUUCUCCCGGUCGGACGAGCUGAGCCGACACCUGCGCAUCCACACCGGCCACAAGCCUUUCCAGUGCCGCAUCUGCAUGCGGAACUUCAGCCGCAGCGACCACCUCACAACACACAUCCGCACGCACACCGGGGAGAAGCCGUUCUCCUGCGAGCAGUGCGGGAGGAAGUUCGCGCGCAGCGACGAGAGGAGGAGGCACAUGAAGAUCCACCUCCGGCAGCGGGAGAAGAAGUCCUCCGCGUCCUAG
Melanotaenia boesemani (Boeseman's rainbowfish) is the source of this 1205-nucleotide messenger RNA. RefSeq names its product early growth response protein 2b-like. Gene Ontology annotation, molecular function: DNA-binding transcription factor activity, RNA polymerase II-specific; RNA polymerase II cis-regulatory region sequence-specific DNA binding. The record is from RefSeq and is a predicted model, not a curated record. The coding region runs from base 36 to 1205 and encodes 389 amino acids. Gene Ontology annotation, biological process: regulation of transcription by RNA polymerase II. The transcript is spliced from 2 exons. Lineage: Eukaryota; Metazoa; Chordata; Actinopteri; Atheriniformes; Melanotaeniidae.